AUGGAACAACCACACGAAUGGAUAAAAAAACAUUUUGGAACACCUCCAUUUUGUUAUUUAUGCCAUCAGUUAAUAUGGGAUGUUGGUAAAAUUGCCUAUUAUUGUAAAAUUUGUCAUUUAGCAUGUCACUUAGAAUGUAAAAAUUCAAGACAUUCACACAUUUUAUCAUAUUGUAGUAUAGUUAAACACGAUUGGAACAAAGAAAAUUUUGAAUCUACAAUGCAGUGUAAUGGUUGUAAUAAUUUUAUAUUUUCAUCAAAGGCUAAACCAACUGGGUAUGGUUGUUCAAAGUGUAAUUUAAAAUGUCAUAAAAAUUGCAGAAACCUAACAAAUAAAUGUGAAUCAUAUAAAUCAUCAAUAUUAAAUACAAUAAAGAAAUCAAAAGAUUAUGGUUAUGGUUUAAGUAAAGAUAAAGAUAAGGAUAAAGAAAAAGAAAAAGACGAGUCAAUUAAUUUUGAAAAUAUGACAUUGGGGGGAAAUGAAAGUGGGCUAACUGCAUCAGGCAUAAGAUUAACAAAAUCUAUCCAACUUUCACAAUCCAUAAACCCGAUAAUAUUUCCAUCUUCACCAUCAUCAUCAUCAAUAUUAUUAACCUCCACUUUUGUAAAUAAUAAUAAUAAUAAUAAUAUUGGCACGGAUAAUAAUAGUAAUCUUAAUGUAAAUAAUAACCCAAAAACUCUUUCAAGAUCAGUAGAUCACUCACACUAUUUAAAAAAUAAAUCACCUUCUAAUAGUUUUGGUAAUUUAAAAGAUCUUUCUUCACAAGCUUUACAAAAUAUACAAAAUAAAGAUAAAGAUAAAGAAAAAGAGAAGGAAAAAGAAAAAGAAAAUUGUAAUAAUAAUAGUAAUAGUAAUAAUAAUAAUAGUAGUAAUCAUUUAGAUGAAAAUUUAAAUGAUUGUAUGUACGAAUUAGAAAAUAUUGGGUUAGUAGAUUUACCACAUCAAAAAAAUUUAUUUUUAGAGAAAAUUAAAAACUUUUUAUAUGCGGUUACAAACACCACAGCCACUAUUACAAUGACACCAACAAUAAACGAAGAGAAUAACAAAUUAAAUUCAUCAAUACCGAUUAUAACAACCACUUUUGUUGAUCAAAACGAAGAAGAGCAACAACCAACUCAAUCACAGCCACAACAGGAACAAGAACAAGAGCAAAGUCCAUUCAAUAUAAAUUUAAUAAAAUUCAAAAGUAUUUCUGAACUAUACCAUUUUGAAAUGAUUUAUUUUGGAAGAAUUAGAAGUCAAAAGCAAUUUGAAUUAUACAAAACUCAAAUCGAAUACUUUUUAUUAUUAUAUUCAAGUCAAUGGGAGGAAGAUAGCGACCCAAUAUUUAGAUUAGCAAUGGACCUUUAUAAAUUUAUUUCAACACAUUAUCGUUUGGAUCCAGAAAAUAUAUUAAUGGGUAUGACCCCAAGUAAAGAUAUUCAACGUCGUGCAAAAAAGUAUUUUUAUGUCAAUGACAACGAGGCUAAUAAUAACAGCAACAGCAAUAAAAAGAACAAAUGGGACCUAAGAAUUUCAAGAUCAUCUUUAAUUUCACACAUAGAAAGUUGGUCAAAUAUCGAAAAUAAAGAAUUACUUUUUAAAACUGUUAAAGAAUUUUCAAAACAAUUAGAAAGUGAAAAGUUUAAUGAAGGUGAUAUUAUAAUUGCGAAAUUACCAAAGGGCUGGAUACAUAAUAAAAACAAUUAUUAUACCCAAUCAAUACCACAAUUAAGUUUAUUACAACCACCUCAACAACAACAACAACAACCAAAUAAUUUACCACCAUCAUUUUUAAAUAAUGUUUCAACUUCACCAAAUUUAAAAUCAAUUCAACAAAAUAACCAGCAACAAAAUAAUUAUAAUCAACAAAAUCAACAAAACAAUAAUAUAUUAUUGAAUGAUCCAAAUCAUCACGAAUUUGAUGAAGGUUCCUUUAUUUUGGGUAGAUAUAUUAAAGAAGCGGAUCCAUUAGGCUUAAAUUGUUUUAUUUAUUUACAACCUGACGAGACCCAUCCAAUCAAAAUUCCUUUAUCCCGUAUUGUAUCAUUAAAAGCAUUAGAUAUAACUUUACCAACCGAUGCAUCAAAGUCUAGAAUUGAAAGAUUAAUAACCAAUCCAUUCGACGCUUUCACAUCAGAGCUUAGACAGGCAAUAAAAGAUACAUUAAAAUCACGUCUAUUGGAACGUGGUUAUGAUGUGGAUUUAAUAGCCCAAACCCUUCAUUUCAAUGGAUCAAAAUGUGUAUCGUUAGAAGAUUUAGAGAAUGUACGUAGAAAACUCUUAGCUAUCGAGCAUGAAUUCCCAAGCUAUUUAGAAUCAAUUAAUCAAUUAUCAUAUCAACAUAUUCAACAUUUUUCGCAAUAUUUAAAAAAAAUAUUCAUUCAAGAAAUUAAAGGACAACAUAAUUUAUUUUAUAAUCAACAAAAGCAUCAACAACAACAACAACACCAGGACUUAUUAGCUCAACAGGAAGAGGAGUUAUCGGUAUUUGUAAAUGAAUUUAAUCAACUUAUUAACCAUCAACCAUCAAUCAUUAUCAAUCAUCCACAACCAAUCUCAGCUACAUUAUCAUCAUCAUCAUUAAAUUCUUUGUUUGAUAACUAUAAUAACAAUAACAAUGAUUCAUUUAGUUUAAUUAAAAAACAAUAUAUAAAAUUUAAACCAUAUUUACCAACACUUAGAAUGAUGAUAAAAGAUCUCGAAAAUGAAGGUAAAAAAUAUAGUAUUAGUGCUAAAGAUGCUCUUCAAGUAUUAUUAUCAGAAUGUGACUUGGCUAUCGAAACAGUUUUAACAUUUAAUUCAAAGAUCACAGAUGGCUCAAAAAAGAAAGAAAUUACAAAUUGGUAUUUGCAAUUGAUCCGUGACUCAAUCGAUUCCUAUAUUCGUGGUUUAGGUUAUGACCCACAUGCCCUACCAGAGAACUAUAUUGACGAACCACCCAAAUCCCUCUCAAAAGUACGUGAAAAUCUUCGUAUUAUAAAUAUUGUCUUAAAACCUCAAACCAUAUCAGAAAUGGAUCAGAGAUUAAAUAGUUUAAUUAUACCAUUAAAAAAGAAGAUAUAUCAUUCAUUGGACGAAUUUUUAUUUUCAGCAGAGAUAUUACUAAAUGAUAAAUUACGUGAAAAUAAAUCUUUAUUUUCUUCAAAUUUAGAAUUGGUAAAUGAAAUUUUCGAAAAAGAAAAUGAUGGCUCAAGAUUUUAUUACAUCGAAACAGAAGCUUUAAAACCAAUUAUAACAUUUUUAAAAUCAAUUUAUAAUAAUACACCUUCAACUACAAAUCCCACCAACUGCAACCAAAGUUUAUCAUCACCACCGCCAGCAACUUCAACCUCAUCCUCAUCGUCGGUAUCCCCAAUUGCUUUGAAUAAUGUAAAAAUUAACUCAUCACCAAGCAAUUCGUUUACAAAUUUUAGUCUUUCUUCACCAAUUGAUCAAAACAAUCCAAAUCAUUCAAACAACCCCACAAUGGGCCAUUAUCAACAAAAACAUCAACAAACUGUAGGAAAUUUAUUAAAAUUAAUUUAUUUGAUCGAAGAUAUAAUAUAUAUAAGAGAUAUGAAGUAUUUAGAAGAAAAAUUUUACAACUCUCAAAUUUUAAUGGAGAAAACAAUGAUUUCUCAAAACGAUUUAAAAAACAAUCAAUCGUUAUCUCAAAUUGUUCCAAUAACAGGUUUGGUAUUUAGUAGAAUUUUACGUUUAAAACAUGAAUUAAGAACAGUUUUAGAAGUUUGGGAUAUAAAGUUUGAGCAAAAAAUAAAUAAUAACGGUUUAAAUGGUAGUAAUAAUAGUAAUAGUAGCAAUGUUAGUAAUACCAGUAAUAUUAGUAAUGUUAGUAAUGUUAGUAACUCACCAAAUUUAUCUAGCCAAAAUAAUCAAAACAAUCACACCCCAAUUAGUAAUAAUAAUGGUCAUAUAAAUCAUAGUGUAACCUCACCAAAGUAUCAUAAUAUAAUAAUUGGUAAAAAAGAUGAUUUAGUAAAUAAAUCUCUAAAUAACCACUCAGAAUCGAGAAUGAAUACUUUAAGAAAUGAAGGUCAUAAUAUAGUUUUGGAAGAUCAAUUGAUUUCAAUUUAA
Molecule: messenger RNA, 4056 nt
Organism: Dictyostelium purpureum
Lineage: Eukaryota; Evosea; Eumycetozoa; Dictyosteliales; Dictyosteliaceae
Exons: 7
Coding region: 1-4056 (1351 amino acids)
Source: RefSeq, a predicted model, not a curated record